This is a messenger RNA of Lachancea meyersii CBS 8951, 2265 nucleotides long. The record is from the annotation of a GenBank genome assembly. Lineage: Eukaryota; Fungi; Ascomycota; Saccharomycetes; Saccharomycetales; Saccharomycetaceae.
AUGUCCACUGAUCAGAUUUACUCAGCCAAAUAUUCCGGAGUCGAUGUCUACGAAUUCAUCCAUCCCACUGGCUCGAUUAUGAAGCGGAAAGUCGACGACUGGGUAAACGCUACACAUAUCCUAAAAGCUGCGAAAUUUGCCAAAGCCAAGAGAACACGCAUACUAGAGAGAGAAGUGAUUAAGGACACUCACGAAAAAGUCCAGGGCGGUUUUGGUAAAUAUCAGGGGACCUGGGUACCGCUUUCGAUAGCCAGAAACCUGGCCGAGAAAUUCGAAGUUCUUGAAGAACUUAAACCACUUUUUGACUACACACAAGUAGAAGGCACAGCAUCACCACCAAGAGCUCCAAAACAUCACCAUGCUUCGCGUACCGAAUCAGGUCGCAAAAGAGUUCUUAAAGCCACGCCAGGCACCACACAAACUACACGAUCCAGCGCAACAGACUCCCCUACGGGCUCUGUAACGCCUACGGUACCGAAAAAACGAGGACGGCCUCCAUCGAAAAAAAACAAGAAUGGAAGCGCUGGCAAUUUAGAAAGGUCUCAGAGUGACAUGACGUUCCCGCGCCCGGCAAUCCCCCUCUCAUCUAUCUCUUCCAAAAAACUGCCGUCUAUACAAAGUCCACUCCAAAGGACGAUAAGUUUGGACCCUACAAUAAUGCGAGAGCAUGGAACAACUCCACAACAAUUCAAAGAACUAGAUAUCGAAGACGGUCUAUCUAGUGACAUCGAGCCCCCUGCCGUCGCGAAAUUGGAGGGUGCUCAGUCUUCAUCAUCUUCGCUCCCGACAUCGCCAAGUGGUCUUUCUGAUGACAACACUUUCGACCAGCGUGCCGUUGCUGGUUCUGCUGGUCAUGACGAACUAGGCAGUGCUACAUCUCCUCUUUCCACCAUGAUUCCGCGGUUCACAAACCAAUCAUUCAAUCAAACCUCAGACAUCAAUGAAAAAGUGAACGGAUACCUAUCAAAGCUCGUUGACUACUUUGUUUCCAGCGACAUGCAGACCGAAGAAAUCGUGCCAUCCGAAUUACUAUGCCCUCCUCAAAACAGUGCUCCUUACAUCGAUGCGUGGAUAGACCACGAGCAUCAUACUGCAUUCCAUUGGGCUUGCGCAAUGGGAAAUUUCGCGAUAGUUGAAGCGCUCUACAAUGCAGGUGCCAACACUCGUUCCGUUAAUCUUCAAGGUGAAAACCCGCUUAUACGGUGCUCCAUAUUUCACAACUCCUUCACGAGGCGAACUUACCCGCGAAUACUUCAGCUUUUAAAUGAUACGAUUUUCGAUGCGGAUUCGAGACUUCAAACGGUAGUACAUCAUAUCGUGCGACGUGAAUCUACAACGCCCUCGGCUGUGUUUUACUUGGACGUUUUGCUCUCUAAACUCAAAGAUUUUUCACCGCAGUAUCGCAUAGAAAACUUGAUCAAUGCUCAAGACCAAGAUGGGGACACUGCAGUUCACAUCGCUGCUCGAAAUGGUGAUAGUAAAUUUUUUGAACGCUUGAUCCAGCAAGGAGGGCUAUCUACAGUCAAGAACUCGAAAGGAAUUACUGCAACCGAGCUCAUGAACUUGAGUAUGCCUUCGACGCAACCGCCAUCGGCUGCCAAUGGCAGAUUUAAGCAGAACCCAACUCCCUCGUCUCCCUCAGACUUUUUCAUGUACCCCUCUCAAACUGCCACUAGGCUAAGUCGUGGGAUACCAGAAGUAGUAAGUGUCAUGAAGGAAAUGAUUGACUCUUAUAACAGAUUGCAUCAAGGCAGAGAUGCAGAUAUUUACAAUCUCGAAAAGACACUCAAAAGCAUGGCGAAAACAGUUGCAAACGUCGAUUUCAAAACUUUAGAGGCUCUGGAAGCUCAGGACCACCAGCAACGGCACGAUAUAGAAGAUCUGAUACUGGCGCGAUCGCUUGAGACUCAGGAACUGCAACUCCAAUUGAAACACACUGAGAAAGAGAUGUACAAUAGGCUGGAAAGGCGGCAAGCCAAGCACUUGGCGAAGCUGGUCUAUGAUCAGGAAACCGACAUAUCUCAGUAUGAGACCAAGAGUAAAAAUAAUAAAUUCGAGCAGCUGAAGCUGGCCCUUCAAUUGUCUCGAAUACAAAUGAAAAGAAGAAACAAGCUUUCAGAAGUUAUGAAGGUCAUCGGAGACAAUUCCAAGAUCUACAAGUACCGUAAGAUGAUCUCUCAUGGAACUGAAAUGGAUAUCGCAGAGGUGGACAAGUGCCUUGACGUGAUAUUAAGUAGUCUAGACAAAAAUGGAGAAGGCGUGUAA